AUGAUCCCGGUUUUUCUGUCCCUUCUCUUCAACUCAGUGCAAACCGUUAACAUGAGUCCUGUAGUAGAACCUGCUCAGUAUCCCAAGCUUAUGGAUAUCUUUAAAAACAUCCCACAACUACAAGCUGACAAAGAGCCAAAGCGAUAUGAUGACAUUGCUAUGCCAAAAAUCUUUAAGAGGAAUGCAGACCCGUGCACCAUCGUAGGCUGCAAGUGGUUCAAAUCUGGAGAGCAUGUCUACAUACCGUACUACAUCGACACUAAUUACUCGCCGGAAGAACGACAUCAAAUCCUUGCAGUUCUUCAACGAUUCAACAAGGCCACCUGCAUCCGUUUUGUACCGUUUAAAUUGCAGAAUUCUGAUUACCUAUAUUUCUAUACUCGACCUAAUGAAGGGUGUUGGUCCUACAUUGGCCGCCAGGGAGGAGGGCAGUUCAUCUCUCUGGAGAGAAAUAAAUGUCUGCGAACCUCUACGGUGAGCCACGAGGUCCUUCACGCUCUGGGCUUCAACCAUGAGCAGGUCCGCAUCGACAGAGACGAAUACAUCCGCGUUUUAUUCCAGAACAUCAAACCAGAGCAAAGGUUUAACUUUUGGAAGGUACGAACCAACAACAUGGGAUCUCCUUACGACUACAACUCUGUCAUGCAUUACAAGAAGUAUGCUUUUUCUAAAAACGGGCAGCCAACCAUCGCUGCCAGGUCUCAUCAAAUCCACAGCUUUGGAAACUCAUACGGAAUGAGCAACACUGACAUCGACCGAGUCAACAAACUUUAUAACUGCAGGAAAAACUAAAGCAUA
Messenger RNA from Xiphophorus maculatus (southern platyfish), 798 nucleotides. Its product is annotated as high choriolytic enzyme 2-like. The coding region runs from base 1 to 792 and encodes 263 amino acids. Gene Ontology annotation, biological process: proteolysis. NCBI's taxonomy places the organism in Eukaryota, Metazoa, Chordata, Actinopteri, Cyprinodontiformes, Poeciliidae. The transcript is spliced from 8 exons. The record is from RefSeq and is a predicted model, not a curated record. Gene Ontology annotation, molecular function: metalloendopeptidase activity; zinc ion binding.